This is a messenger RNA of Scheffersomyces amazonensis, 972 nucleotides long. RefSeq names its product Tim21p (gene TIM21). Gene Ontology annotation, cellular component: TIM23 mitochondrial import inner membrane translocase complex. The transcript has a single exon. Gene Ontology annotation, biological process: protein import into mitochondrial matrix. Bases 76 to 912 code for a protein of 278 amino acids. The record is from RefSeq and is a predicted model, not a curated record. Lineage: Eukaryota; Fungi; Ascomycota; Pichiomycetes; Serinales; Debaryomycetaceae.
UGGGGAUCGAAAUCGAAUGGUUGAAGAUAGACUAGUGACCAAUUGUGGAUAUCCUGAUUGUAAGAAACUGACAGUAUGAGUUCGUCUAUGAGAUUAUUAAGUUUGGCGACUAGGGGUUCAGCCGCAGGAAUUCGUUUGAAUUCUGGACUUUCUCAUCAAUCUAUUCAAAUAAUAAGAUCCUUAACUAUGGUGAAUAAAUGUGGUAUUAAUUCUAAUAUCAUUCUUCGACCAUCUAAUAUACCAAUUUUGGCAUCUAUUAAGCCUGUAUUGGUUUCUCAUGCUUAUUCAACCAAAACUACUGCAUCUUCUCCACCUCCACCUCCACCACCAUCAGAUAAUUCUACUCCUCAUGAUAAAAAUGCUAAGGGUAAAGUCAUUCUUAAACGAGCCUCAAGAGCUUUCACAUUUUCAUUAUCAUCAUUAAUUGUUCUUGGUGGUACUGGUAUUGCAUUGUUAGUAGUAUACUUAAUUUUAUCAGAAUUAUUAUUACCAUCUGGAGAUACAAGAACUUUCAAUAAAGCAGUUAAAUUAGUUGAAAAAAAUGAAUUAGCUCAAAAAUUAUUAGAUUUUAAAAAGGGUGAUAGAUUAAAAGCUUAUGGUGAAGUUGCUGGUGAUAGAUGGGUAAGAAAUAGACCUGUUCAAAGCAUCAGAACAAAAGCUAAAGAUGGUAAAGAUCAUCUUGUUAUGAAAUUCCAUGUUGAAUCUGAUAAUGGGAAACAUGGUAGAGUAACUUUAGAACAAAUUGAUACAUCAUUUUGGAGUUCUGAAUUUGCUUAUAUUUCCUUAGAAGUAGCUGGAGGUAAAAGAAUUUAUAUAAUUGAACCAAAAUUUCAAUCAAAGAACUAUGUCCCUCCCGUAAGUAAUAGUACCGGAUUUCUUGGUCUUAAAUGGGGUCCUAAAAGAGAUAAUUGAUAUUAUUUAAUUUAAUUUAAUUAUAUUAUAUUAUAUUUAUAUUUAUUUUUACAUUUUCAA